CACAUAUUAUGAUCUGAGAAGGACUGGGCUGAUUUGCCUUUGAGGCGCCUGAAGCUUAUUAUAGAACCCUGGGUCAAGUUGACCCAUUGGGCCUAUCGUAAACAACGUUUUUUCUUCGUUUCAUUAUCAUAACAUGGGGUUGCUCGACUUUCUUUUCUCCAUCGUCAAAGCAUUUUGCGGAGAGUCGUCUCAGCCAGAAGGCGAAAAGCCUACUGGUGUACAGAGACCACCACAACCACAGGAGCCACUAUCUCCUCUUCCAGGCGCUUGGCCUAGUACUUCCCAACAUGAUCGUUUAAGAUACCAAGACCAGAACCAAGCCAAUCAACAGGAUGAACACUACACGUCCCUUCGCGCUAAAGCAAACCAGGAAGGAGACGCUAUGGCUAAAUGCUUCCAGCAAAGCCACGAGGCGUAUUCUCGCCGCGAGGGUGCGCUAGCUAAGGAACUCUCAGAGAAGGGCAAAAAACACGAACGUACCAUGGAAGCACUGAAUGCGGAGGCCAGUGCAUGGAAAUUCCGAGAGAACAAUUCGGAGCGCAAGCCGGGCGAAUUAGAUCUGCACGGACUGUACGUCAAGGAGGCCAUAUUAUACUCGGAUAAAGCUAUCAAGGAGGCUCGACAGCGGGGGGACCCAGAGAUCCGCCUCAUUGUUGGUAAAGGCUUGCACUCCAAUGGCCAGGUCGCUAAAAUCAAACCUGCCCUAGAGGACUUGAUGAAACAGCUCAAUCUUCCUGUUGAGGUGGAUCCACAGAAUGCAGGUGUUCUGAUCGUGCAGCUUGCUUGAUCAUCCAGUGUGAUUCCUUUUGUGAACACUGAAUUACCCGACGGAUCUUAUCCGAUGUACUGCGGCCGCAAUAGGUUAACACUCGCCCCCAUUCAUCUGCGAUUCUGCGGAACACAGACAUGAUAUUGAUGUAUUGUAUCUAUUUCCAUGUAUACCACUUUUACAUAACCUUCAAUGCUGUAAACACGAGGUUGACGUGAGGCGGCGCUUUGACGGUCAGGGUUCCCACAAGUUCUCAAAUCUCAACUAUCACAACAGG
Messenger RNA from Suillus subalutaceus, 1046 nucleotides. RefSeq names its product DUF1771-domain-containing protein. The record is from RefSeq and is a predicted model, not a curated record. Lineage: Eukaryota; Fungi; Basidiomycota; Agaricomycetes; Boletales; Suillaceae. The coding region runs from base 134 to 787 and encodes 217 amino acids. The transcript is spliced from 6 exons.